Molecule: messenger RNA, 801 nt
Organism: Hyaloscypha bicolor E
Lineage: Eukaryota; Fungi; Ascomycota; Leotiomycetes; Helotiales; Hyaloscyphaceae
Product: ADP-ribose pyrophosphatase
Exons: 5
Coding region: 123-737 (204 amino acids)
Biological process (GO): nucleoside phosphate metabolic process; ribose phosphate metabolic process
Cellular component (GO): nucleus; cytosol
Molecular function (GO): ADP-ribose diphosphatase activity
Source: RefSeq, a predicted model, not a curated record
AACCGCGCCACGCGACUUCCCGCAAGAUAAUGCACAAAUCCUCACCGGUCCCUUGAGCUUCGAGCUCGUUGAGCUCAUCCUCCCUCAAUUUUCUUAGUAUAUUACUCUCCAAAGUCUUCAAAAUGUCUUCCACCUACUCUAAGAUCCUGAAGACUGAACCUCUGACCGGCGAAAAUGCGAAAUGGACAAGACUCAUCUUAACAACCUACCAAGAUCCCCUCGGCAAGCCACGAACGUGGGAGCAUGCCGAGCGACCUACACGUCCCAAAGGUUCUGAUAUCGAUGGCGUAGGAAUAGUUGCGAUUCUAGAGAAGCCUGGAGGACCAGAAAUCGUUCUCCAGAAGCAAUUCAGGCCCCCGGUUGAGAAGGUCACGAUCGAGGUGCCUGCUGGACUGGUGGAUGCGGGAGAGACGGCUGAGGAGGCUGCGGUGAGAGAGUUGAAGGAGGAGACCGGGUAUAUUGGAGUUGUGAGCGAGACGAGUCCGGUGAUGUUUAAUGAUCCUGGAUUUUGCAACACCAAUCUUCGAAUGAUCCAUGUUACGGUCGAUAUGUCUAAGUCCGAGAAUCAAAAUCCGAAGCCGGAGUUGGAGGACAGCGAGUUUAUCGAGGUGUUCACACUUCCAUUGACGGAUCUGUAUGCGGAGUGCAAGAGGCUAGAGAAGGAAGGCUUCGCGAUAGAUGCUAGGGUUGCUACAUUGGGAGAGGGUAUUGAGAUUGCAAAAAAAUGGAAGUUAUAGACUUGAGGAUACCCAGAUAGACUGGCAUGGCAGGCACGAAUACUAAAAACACGUCGCAUUGCAU